Molecule: messenger RNA, 1062 nt
Organism: Daphnia pulicaria
Lineage: Eukaryota; Metazoa; Arthropoda; Branchiopoda; Diplostraca; Daphniidae
Gene: Tpi
Product: triosephosphate isomerase-like
Exons: 6
Coding region: 141-896 (251 amino acids)
Biological process (GO): glyceraldehyde-3-phosphate biosynthetic process; gluconeogenesis; glycolytic process
Cellular component (GO): cytosol
Molecular function (GO): triose-phosphate isomerase activity
Source: RefSeq, a predicted model, not a curated record
CAGUGAACUUCAAACGACUUCUGGACCCGUAACUACCAGACCACUAGACCAGACUGCCGGUACUACAUUCAGUGUCUUACUGAUCUCUUGAAUAUUCAUACAGCAGUUCAGUAAAGAAGUAAGUAAGUUAAACUUAAACGAUGGCACCAGAACGCAAUUUUUUUGUUGGAGGCAACUGGAAAAUGAAUGGCAACAAGAAAGAGAUUGAUGCCAUUAUCAGUUUCUUGACUGCUGGCCCACUUGAUCCCAAUGCAGAACUUGUCUGUGGUGUUUCACCUUGCUAUUUGGACUAUGUUCGUCAAAAACUUCCAGCCUCAAUUGGGGUGGCUGCCCAAAAUUGCUACAAAGUUGCUAAGGGUGCUUUCACUGGUGAAAUUUCACCUGCCAUGAUCAAGGAUAUUGGUGCCGAAUGGGUUAUCUUGGGACACUCUGAAAGAAGGAAUGUUUUUGGAGAAUCAGAUGCUUUGAUUGGAGAGAAAGUGAACCAUGCUCUUGCUGAAGGCCUCAAGGUUAUUCCAUGCAUCGGAGAGAAACUAGAAGAACGUGAAGCUGGCAAAACUGAAGAAGUUGUCUUCAGUCAAUUGAAAGCAAUUGUUGAUAAGAUUCCUCAAGAUAAAUGGGACAAUGUUGUGAUUGCAUAUGAGCCUGUUUGGGCCAUUGGAACUGGAAAGACUGCUUCUCCUCAGCAGGCCCAAGAAGUGCAUGGAAAAUUGCGUCAAUGGCUAGUUGACAAUGUAAGUGCUGAAGUAGCACAGAAAACCCGUAUUAUUUAUGGAGGUUCUGUAACAGCUGAAAAUUGCCGUGAACUUGCCAAGGAAGCCGAUAUCGAUGGCUCACUUGUUGGAGGUGCUUCACUCAAACCUGAUUUCAUUCACAUCGUCAAUGCCAGCCAGUAAAGUCAUAACUCAUAAGUCAAAACAACUUUAUAUUAUUUUGUGUUACUUGUGUUGGUAGUGUUUAUUAACCUUAACUUAACUCCUUCAUUCUUGAUGGCUUUACCUAGUGUGGUGUUCCAAACAAUUCUAUUAGUUUUAUUUUGUGGAAAUGUAGUUAUCAAAACCA